Messenger RNA from Corticium candelabrum, 419 nucleotides. RefSeq names its product histone H3-like centromeric protein A. Bases 30 to 419 code for a protein of 129 amino acids. Gene Ontology annotation, cellular component: nucleosome. The transcript is spliced from 4 exons. The record is from RefSeq and is a predicted model, not a curated record. NCBI's taxonomy places the organism in Eukaryota, Metazoa, Porifera, Homoscleromorpha, Homosclerophorida, Plakinidae. Gene Ontology annotation, molecular function: DNA binding; structural constituent of chromatin; protein heterodimerization activity.
UUCCCGGAUGCUACUUGUUGUUCAUUGCCAUGACAAGAUACAAGGCUAAUCCUGGCAAAUUGUCAAAGACCAAGAAACCAAGCGUGUCUGCUACUAGCUCACCAGCUGUUUCGGACAUUGUCGUACCCCGAGCUUCUCAAAUGGCUGGGAAUCGCAGAAGAAGGUCGACAACCAAAGUAAAUCGGGCACCCAAAGUCCGAAGAUAUCGUCCGGGAUCGAGAGCACUGAUGGAAAUUCGUGCGUAUCAGAAGUCUCACAACUUGCUGCUUAGAAAGCUACCAUUUGCACGUCUGGUUCGAGAAAUUUCCAACUUCUACAGUAGAGAACCAUUGAGAUGGCAGGUGCUGGGAAUAGAGGCUCUACAAGAGUUAUCAGCGAAGUCAAGUGGCAACUUGGAAGAUGUUUUGCAACAGUUUUAA